AUGGCCGACGAGCCUUCCACUCGGCCUCGAAACCCCUUGUGGAAACGAGCUAUUGCCUUCGAAAGCCGUUGCGUCAACAAGCUAAUGGGACCAAAACAACAAUCCACAAAAGCCUACCUUCUCAGAAUUUCGAUUGAAUUACUGGAAGAGAUCAUUAGCUAUCUCGAUCUUCUGAGCCAGUUCAUGCUUUCGCGGACCUGUCGCGCCGGUCGGAUCCUCACACAAAAAGACUGGAAGGAUGCCUCGCUAGCCCUACCCGCAUCUGAACAAAUAUCAUUCUGGGCCGCGGUGGCCUACAAGCUGCCGAAUCACUGGGUCUGCGCGCGCUGUUGCGCACUCCACGCAACAGACCGUUCGGACACGCCUCGUAGCCAACAAUCGCCGCCAUGCCAGCAGGGAGAAACCCUCGAUACCCUCGGCCGAUCCUACAAGCUCCGGCACACCCACAUCGAACUCGCGCUCAAGUUCAGGCGCAUGGGCACCAACACUGCCUACUUCUCGGAGCUCCUGGAACCUUGCGAAUACAGGACGUACCGAGGAGCUGAAUCUUGGAAGUCGGGCUCGCCAAAUGUGACUAUCCACAUACCGAGAAUCGUCGAGGGCAGAUUUUGUCUCCAAGUCAUCAAGGAAUUUCAUGGGUACGAAGCUCUCCACGAGAUUCGAUCCUUUAGAAUUUGUCGACACCAGCUGUUCCCGUGGUGGUACUGGGGCAUCAAGGACUGGGGCGUGUUUGAGAAGAAUAUGGAGGCGGCGUGGCAUCAUCCGGGAAACGUGUACGAUGGCCACUGCCAAUGUUGCCCGGUCGACUACUCGAUUCUGCGCGACGACGACGUGCUACGCGUGACGUUGUGGUAUGACUUUGGCACGGGCAAAUCCCCGAGAGACUUGGAGUGGAUGGUACAUCUCGGCGACGAGACGGAUAUCUACAGCAACGGUCUUUACGUCAACGUCAAAGACCAUGAGCCUGGAAGCAUCCGGAAGUCGUUUCAACAGAGCUCGUUCAAUCACAUGUUGCGAGAUUUGCUACGCGGUAUGACACUCAAUUCACGAAAGUUAUGCAGGACGGCACGAGAGGUUAUGAUGGAACAAAAGCUGGUAUAA
This is a messenger RNA of Colletotrichum tamarilloi, 1101 nucleotides long. RefSeq lists its product as uncharacterized. The transcript has a single exon. NCBI's taxonomy places the organism in Eukaryota, Fungi, Ascomycota, Sordariomycetes, Glomerellales, Glomerellaceae. The record is from RefSeq and is a predicted model, not a curated record. Gene Ontology annotation, molecular function: protein binding. The coding region runs from base 1 to 1101 and encodes 366 amino acids.